Molecule: messenger RNA, 1145 nt
Organism: Cutaneotrichosporon oleaginosum
Lineage: Eukaryota; Fungi; Basidiomycota; Tremellomycetes; Trichosporonales; Trichosporonaceae
Molecular function (GO): oxidoreductase activity
Source: RefSeq, a predicted model, not a curated record
CCCUCCCACCCCGUCAUAUACUUAACCCGGCGAGACCUCUCCUCGCCAUCAUCCAUGCCCCGUCUCUCCCUCGCCCGCCCACUCCGAGCACUGCACCCCGCACGCCCACUCACCGCACCCACCCACCCCUCCGUACGUCCCAUCGUCCCUUCACAACCCCGCACCAUGGUCGCUUCAACCCACGCAACCUUCAAGUACUUCGACCCCUCCUCCGUCCCCGCCGGCCAGAAGGCGUGGAACAAGGUCGACGUCCGCGCGUCCUCCUUCAAAGACAUUGCCGUCUCCAAGCCCGUAUACAACGCGCGCGACGACGCAGACGACUUCCGCGACGUCGACCGCACCGGUUUCGCAUUCCACACCUCUCCAUCAUCCGUCCCCGCGUCCGCCGUGCUCGCGGACGGCCCCGAAGUCCGCACCGCCUACUACGCGGAAGUCGAGGCGGCGCUGCGCGCCAAGCUCGCUACAGGGGACAAAGUGUCGCGCGUCGUGAUUUUCGACCACACCAUCCGGGUACGCGACCCGACUGCGGCGCGGCAGCCCGUACAAAGUGUGCACGUGGACCAAACGCCCGCGGCGGCGGCGGCUCGCGUGCGCCGGCACACGGGUGCGGACGCCGAGCGCCUCCUCAAAGGCCGGUUCCAGCUGAUCAACGUCUGGCGGCCGCUCGGGCACGCGGCGUCAGACCACCCCCUCGCCGUCGUCGACUGGCGCACAACAGAAGAGUCAGACCUCGUCGCCACGGACCUCCUCUAUCCCGUGUAUGAGGGGUAUGACGGCGACGACCGCGGGCGCGAGGUCGCGCCCCGCGCCGACCUGGCCAGCACGGACGGGUACGAGGUCCGCGGCGAGACGUACAAUGUGCAGCCAAAUGACAGGCACCGCUUCUACUAUGUCAAAGACAUGCGGCCGGACGAGGUCAUGUUUAUCAAGUGCUUUGACAGCGCGAGCGAGGGCGUCGCGGGCAACAAGGGCGUGGCGGGGUUCACGCCGCACACGGCGUUCGAGGAUCCCAACACGCCGGAAGACGCCAAGCCGCGCCAGAGCAUCGAGGUGCGCGCGCUCGUGUUCUACGACUAGCGAGGGGACGCACGACGGCGGAAGAAUAGAUGUUCUCGAUAGCCUGUAUAUCAUCACCAUGUCUCUUG